AUAAUUCCCUAACGAUGACGCACAUAUUCUCCGUGUCUCCUCGCGAGAUCAGAAGUCUCUCUCAACAGACAUGAUGCUGUUUGCUAGAAAAGCCUUCAUCCUGAGUUCAAUAAUUUACUUUGUGCUCUUCGGGAUAACAUUCCGAGAUGCAUUUGCGAGCACUCCCAAAGAUGAGGCAAAAGACCUCGGGUGCUGGUACUACACUGGAGGCGGAGUCCUUAAAGAUGGCAAAAGAACUGGAAUCGACAAAUCUAUGACCACCCUGAUCUGCGCCAACGAUUGUGCGAAACUCAACUUUUCUUAUGCCCUUGUCAAGUACGGAAAAGAGUGCACGUGUAGAGAAACCAUGAGCAAGAUGGACCAAACAGGAAUUCUUCUCUGCGACUUUCCAUGCGUAGGUGACUCGACCAUCAUGUGUGGCGGUCAUCAAGAGAAAUACACGGUUUUUCACACAGGCUACUUUCAGAAGUCAGAGUUCACACGCUUUUGGGAUUACAUCAACGAAUCCUACGUUGGAUGCUACAUGGACAGAGGUCCCUUCUGCAAGGACAGUUUCUCAGACGAUGAUAUGAGCGUAGGAAUGUGCAUGCACUCUUGCUACAAGAAGAAGAAGAAUCUGGCUGCCAUCAAGAACGCGGAGGAAUGCUGCUGUAGCACGACAUUGGAGGGAACAGACAAAGGAAGUCGUAAAGGAUGCUGGCGCUUCUGUGACGACAACCCUGCCUUCCACUGUGGAGCUGUCCUUCCCUGGGUGGCCGUGUAUGACAUAGAAAAGGUGCCGAAAUAUGUAAUGGAGCCAACUGCUAAACCACCGCCGGAGACGAUUGAACAGAAAAUUGAAAGCAACCUGUCAUUCUACAUUUAUGUGGGCAUCUGCGUCCUUGCGGUCAUCAUCAUGCUGAUCGCCAUCUGCUGCGUGUGUCGAUGCAUGAGAGGAAAUUCCAGCUCAAAGGAGUACCAAAGGGUGAACGAUGACCCUAACCCUAACCCUAACGCUAACGGGUACCGAAGAGGGUCAAGAGUCACUCUCGAUUUGUAGUGCACACAUUUCAGCUUCCCUUCUUAUCAUCUCCCCUCCACACCUUCUCCUCUUCACCACCCCAUCCACCCUUCCAAACCUUUCGGAGUUUCGUAAUUUUGUAUAUUCCUGUACAUGUGUAUUUAUUCACUUUCACUUAUAUCUAGAAAUGCUCUUUGAAACAUUGUUAUAUCAAAAUUAUGUAACAAUUUAUUUUAUAUAUAAAUGCAUGUCACGUUUUCAAAUAUUAUUAAAUAUA
Molecule: messenger RNA, 1277 nt
Organism: Pomacea canaliculata
Lineage: Eukaryota; Metazoa; Mollusca; Gastropoda; Architaenioglossa; Ampullariidae
Product: WSC domain-containing protein 2-like
Exons: 8
Coding region: 71-1039 (322 amino acids)
Cellular component (GO): plasma membrane
Source: RefSeq, a predicted model, not a curated record